Molecule: messenger RNA, 1733 nt
Organism: Nicotiana tabacum (common tobacco)
Lineage: Eukaryota; Viridiplantae; Streptophyta; Magnoliopsida; Solanales; Solanaceae
Product: serine acetyltransferase 1, chloroplastic
Cellular component (GO): cytoplasm
Molecular function (GO): L-serine O-acetyltransferase activity
Source: RefSeq, a predicted model, not a curated record
AUAUAUUUAAACAAAAUUAAUUUUAAACUUUUUAUUUUACCUUAUGAGAUAAUUUAUAGUUAUACAAAUAUUUAUUACUACCACCAAAAGUUAUGGUGGGAUAGAUAAGAUUCCUUCACCCUAGAGGUUUCGAGUUUGAGUUCUGAAUAUGGAAAAAAGCUGACACGGGGCGUUUGUCACUUUAAUAAGCGCUACACAGUGCGAAUCAAGAUUAGUCGAGCCCAAAAUAGGUAUCAAACACCAAACGAUAGGUCUCGAGUUCGAGUCCUGGGUAUAGCGUCGCCUUGAUUAGAGAGUACUUUAUUACUCAAUGUGGGCCUUCUCGGCGCAAAUCUAAAUUUAGUCGGACCUCAAUACAAUUACCCAAUACUGGGUGAAAAAAAAUAAAAAAUAUAUUUAUAAUAGUAUAAAAGCACAAAUUUUAGAAAGCGGAAGAGUGUAACUUAGAAAUAGGACAAAAGAUUAAUCAUUACUACAAAAUAACACAUAUAAGUCUAAUUUAAUUCUUUCUUCAUAGGCUUUGCCAUAUCCACUGCUUUCUCUUUCUCUUUCUCUUUGUUUAUCUCUCUCCUCCCUCGCCGCCACAUAUUCUCCUACACACAUUUCGCUUCAAUGUCCACUAAUUUCCUCGGAUCACCACCACCCCUUUUCAAGAAUGUAAUCUCUCCUUGUAAUAAACUCUCCACUUUCACAAUAAGAGCUUGUUUACAUUCUUGUGAGCCCAAAAUUGAUGAUCAUAUCUACAACAACUACACUAAAUACUGCACUCCCAAUUUCCCAAAUCAUGUUUCUCAGACACCCAUUUCAGAAAAACAGCCAAAAACCAACAAGAACCAUACAAUUUUGGACAAUUUUGCAAAAGAUGAUGAUUUGUGGCUAAAAAUGCAAAAAGAGGCAAGGUUAGAUAUUGAGCAAGAACCCCUUUUGUCAAAUUACUAUAAAAAUUCAAUCUUGGCUCAUGAUUCUAUAGAAAGUGCUUUAGCUAACCAUCUUUCAAUGAAAUUGAGCAAUUUGAGUAUUUCUAGUGAAACUCUAUAUGAUCUUUUCAUGGGGGUGCUCACAGAGGAUCAAGAAUUGAUUUUUGAUGUUAAUGCUGAUUUGAUAGCUGUUAAAGAAAGAGAUCCAGCUUGUAUUAGUUAUAUACAUUGUUUCUUGAAUUUUAAAGGGUUUUUAGCAUGUCAAGCACAUAGAAUAGCACAUAAGUUAUGGUCUAAAGGGAGAAAGAUUUUAGCUUUAGUAAUACAAAAUAGAGUAUGUGAAGUUUUUGCUGUGGAUAUUCAUCCUGGAGCAAGAAUUGGUAGAGGAAUAUUAUUAGAUCAUGCAACUGGAGUUGUAAUUGGUGAGACAGCAAUUAUAGGAAAUAAUGUGUCAAUUUUACAUAAUGUAACAUUAGGUGGAACCGGAAAAAUGUGUGGUGAUAGACAUCCAAAAAUUGGUGAUGGUGUAUUAAUAGGUGCAGGGACUUGUGUUCUUGGAAAUGUUAGAAUUGAAAAUGGUGCUAAAAUUGGAGCUGGUUCUGUUGUGUUAAUGGAAGUUCCUGCUAGAACAACUGCUGUUGGAAAUCCAGCUAGAUUGAUUGGUGGGAAAGCAAAUCCAAUUAAGCUUGAUAAAAUUCCUAGUUUGACUAUGGAUCAUACUUCAUAUUUAUCUGAGUGGUCUGAUUAUGUAAUUUAGACCUAGGUUUGCUAUGUACUGUGUACUUAGAGAUCAAAUAUAAUAUGUUUCUUUUUAUU